AUGUCGGCGCACGCGCCCAACUGUCAACAGCCGCGGAAGGCGCUACUCUACUCCCAUUGGUUCGACUGGAUGUCGAUCAGGGAUUGCAACAGACGCGGAAGGCGCUACUCUACUCCCAUUGGUUCGACUGGAUGUCGAUCAGGGAUUGUACGCAAUGGCGGAGAUGAAUUCCGCCGUCAACUCGCUGUAGACAAACCCGGACGUGUCACCCGGAGUGACGGAAGUGAGAAGGGUGGAAACUCCAGUCAACCCAAGAAUGCCGGCGCGACGGCUAAGCAAGAUGUUCAGUCCUCAGGUACCAGUGAACAUCUGGAGAGGAAAUGUUAUGAAUGGCCAAUUAGCAGUCCACUUCUGCCCUGCCAUGCUGUUCAUUGUCAUUCAGGAAGAUGCGGAAUUUUUGAGGACGAUUUGAAUGUCUGUUUCGGAUUUUCAGGGAGUGACGGAAGUGAGAAGGGUGGAAACUCCAGUCAACCCAAGAAUGCCGGCGCGACGGCUAAGCAAGGUGUUCAGUCCUCAGGUACCAGUGAACAUGUGGAGGCUCAACCGCUUAAACCUUCAAGAAGCAGUGCAGUAGAAGAAAGUCCAGUUCGGCACCGCAGGCGUCCUCGACGUCGUCGAAGAAGACCCACAUUGCCUGAAUACAUAAAGAGCCACAUUCUCAUAUUUGCAGGGGCUGAUACAAGUGAAAUGGGUGGAGACUCCAAUCAACCGCAGUCUGCCAGCGCGUCGUCUGAGCAACGAAUUCAGAGCUCAAAUUUCAGUCCCGAUCAAUUGAUUGACGAUUUGCUUGUCGGUCCAUGCAAACUGCUUUCUGAGCAACAGACUGGCAUAAUCUUGUUUGGUUCCUCGAAAGAGGACAGCGAUCUUGAACAGUCAAUUAGCAGUGAAGCAGAAGAAGGUGUAGUUCCGCCCACCAGGCCUCUUCAGUGUCGUACAAGAAGACGCAGACUUUCUGAAGACGGUUUGAUGCUCAGUCGCCAAUUUGCAGGGGCUGAUACAAGUGAAAUGGGUGGAGACUCCAAUCAACCGCAGUCUGCCAGCGCGUCGUCUGAGCAACGAAUUCAGAGCUCAAUUUUCAGUCCCGAUCAAUUGAUUGACGAUUUGCUUGUCGGUCCAUGCAAACUGCUUUCUGUGCAACAGACUGGCAUAAUCUUGUUUGGUUCCUCGAAAGAGGACAGCGAUCUUGAACAGUCAAUUAGCAGUGAAGCAGAAGAAGGUGUAGUUCCGCCCACCAGGCCUCUUCAGUGUCGUACAAGAAGACGCAGACUUUCUGAAGACGGUUUGGUACUCAGUCGCCAAUUUGCAGGGGCUGAUACAAGUGAAAUGGGUGGAGACUCCAAUCAACCGCAGUCUGCCAGCGCGUCGUCUGAGCAACGAAUUCAGAGCUCAAAUUUCAGUCCCGAUCAAUUGAUUGACGAUUUGCUUGUCGGUCCAUGCAAACUGCUUUCUGUGCAACAGACUGGCAUAAUCUUGUUUGGUUCCUCGAAAGAGGACAGCGAUCUUGAACAGUCAAUUAGCAGUGAAGCAGAAGAAGGUGUAGUUCCGCCCACCAGGCCUCUUCAGUGUCGUACAAGAAGACGCAGACUUUCUGAAGACGGUUUGAUACUCAGUCGCCAAUUUGCAGGGGCUGAUACAAGUGAAAUGGGUGGAGACUCCAAUCAACCGCAGUCUGCCAGCGCGUCGUCUGAGCAACGAAUUCAGAGCUCAAUUUUCAGUUCCGAUCAAUUGAUUGACGAUUGGCUUGUAGGUCCGAGCAAACUGCUUUCUGCCAUAUGCUGCAUAAUCUAUUCAUGGAAGAAGGCAAUAACCAGUGCAUUUUCACAAUGGCUUAAAGGAAUGACUACUUUUCGUGCUUAGAAAAGGCAUUCCGAGGAGACCAGAGCUGGACAGCAGAAUCCGUAAAAAAAACACUACACAAACUCAAUGAAUGGCAAGAGGAAUUUUCAUCUUUAUUUUCUGCAAAUACCAGUUUGUUGAUGUAAGGGGUUCCUUCUUUGUGUUACGGCAUAUGUUAAUCAAAAUGGCUUCUAUACUUUGUUAAAAGUAAGAGUUCUUCUUUGUAAUGCGAGUGCUUCUUCUUGCAGAACACUUUCGCAGCUUGUUUGGGUUUAAGGUUGCUGAUGACGGGGAUUGUAUUCAUUUGCUAACCAGUUUUUGUUGGAUGUUACUGUCUCUUGUUGGUCUGGGAGCGGGGAUUGGGCGGUCUUUUGGGAGAGUCGGAGAAGACGGCAAGGGAAGUGGACGAGUGUGUGCGGCACUGCCUGUCGAUCGCUGAGGCUGGCCCCUGGUGCAAGGUCGAAGAGAGCGACGAGCGGUGGAAGGAUUAGUUGGUUGAGCUCCAACGAUGUGCACUAAAUUGACUGAAAUCUGAUAAGUUUUGGCGCCUGUUCUUUUUUUUCUUUUCCUUCAUAUACUGUAUUCCAGUUACACUUAUAAAGUAUAUUCUGUAAACCUUC
Molecule: messenger RNA, 2456 nt
Organism: Hypanus sabinus (Atlantic stingray)
Lineage: Eukaryota; Metazoa; Chordata; Chondrichthyes; Myliobatiformes; Dasyatidae
Exons: 14
Coding region: 1-1857 (618 amino acids)
Source: RefSeq, a predicted model, not a curated record